AUGGCGGCCGCCUUAUUCGCGGAUGUCGCUCGUGCGGCUGGUACGCUGAUGGAAGCCCCGAAAUCGAGCCGUCUCCGUGUUCGCGAAGAAGUAAAGGAAGGGGUGCGAGGGGCAGCGAAGGUCGCCACACUCGCAUUGAACGUCGCGGCACGGGCCACAGAAGAUGUGCCCCGCCUGCGCCCAAUCUCCACGGCUCUGGCGGAGUCCAGCCAAAAGAUCCAAACCAUGUGCGGCGACGACCCGAACUCCUAUCAUAGUGCGAUACAGAUGGAACCUGUACUUCCUUAUCUUGAAGAGACGCCCGAACAGAGCCGCUUCGACAACAGUAUCGAUUUGAAGGAGGGAAUGGAGGGAGCGAUACGCGUAGCCAUCAUCGUGUUGAGCGUGGCCAUGCAGAUGACACAGAAUGUUCCGUACCUGGGCGCAAUUUCUACGGCUCUCAAAGAGUUUGUGAAGAUCCAGAGCGAGGUUGGCCAUUGCGAGGCCGCCUGCAGAGCGACGAUGGCUGAAGCUGAAGAGAUGAGGAAGAUCAUCGAGAGAUUUCGUGCCAGAUGCACUGAGUCCGGCAAGGGCGAUUCAGUACUGAGCAGCUCCCUUCGUGAUGCGUUCACUGAACUCGAGGAGAUCGUGCUGGAAUGCAUUUUAACGCUUCAGAAGUGCAAAGUCGACUCGAAGCGCAAGCGCGACCGCAUCCGCCUCUACCUUAUGCGUUCCGAACUGACGAAGUCCAUCAAGGCGUGCUCCUCCAGGAUGUCUAAAGCAGUGCAGUACUUCAAUACAACUUUACAGGUCGACCAAAGUAUCCUCCUUGAAGAUAUCCACUCCACCAUCAAAGAGAUGCACCAGGCGCAGACGCCCGGCGUUCUCCGAACCGUCAUACCAGCGCUCUCACCGACAUGGCGCCGUCGGAUCGCCGCAGUUCGCGUCGUUCACACUCUGGCCAAAGCCGUGGCCACCGAUGAUCAUAAUGAAUGA
Messenger RNA from Peniophora sp. CBMAI 1063, 975 nucleotides. Lineage: Eukaryota; Fungi; Basidiomycota; Agaricomycetes; Russulales; Peniophoraceae. The record is from the annotation of a GenBank genome assembly.